AUGAAUCCGUCAGGUAAAGAUGGGUGGCAUCCGGCUGGUGGCCCGCAGCCUCACCAUGUAGACCAGAUGGGCCAGCAGUCAGCGCGGCCCGUGGGUGCUUUUGGGCAAAACACUCCCUUGGAUGAUCCGGCGUCGAAACAGCCGUCGCGAACCCUUCCUCCGCCGCAAGGUCCAUAUCAUUCCGCAAGCCAGUCAAGUCACUCUCUGCCGACUCUUGCGGAUCUCACCCAGGGCGCCUCAGCUGCUCCUCCAUCACACCAGCAGCAGCAGCAGCAACAACAACAACCUCCGCGUUAUAGCCAACAUCAGCAACAACCUCUAGGACGAGGUCACGCACUGCCCGGUAUCGGUCAGUCGAUCCAGCAUACCUCGCCCCCAUCGUCGAUAAGUCAUGACCGUGACCGUGAACGUGAACGUGAACGCGAACGCAGGCCUCGUCAGAGGGAGAUGGACAUGCUUGAGCUCGAACGAGAGAUGGAAAGGGAAAACGAGAUGCGUGAACGAGAGCGUGAAAUGGCUGAUAGGUAUCAUCGUGAACAGCAGCAGCAGCAGCAGCAUCCGGUACAGAGCCACACCGGUUCCAUCCCCAUUCACCAGCCAGUCGCCUCAAAGGUUCCUAGUUCCAUCCAUGGGCCCAAUGGGCUGCUAUCGAACCUGGGUUCGGCAACCAGCGCGCCACAGCCGUCCAUUCAAGCUUCAAACCAGCCUUCUAACCUGUUUGGAAGCUCCAUGCAACACAGUGAAGGUCCACCUCGCCAGUAUCUCCAACCCUCGCAGCCGAUUCUGUCUUUCAACUCCGGCCCUUCGCAGGUUCCAGGGAGUGUUGCAGCUUUGGCCCAGGGCCAGCAGCCCAUAUUAAAUGAUGCUCUCAGCUAUUUGGACCAGGUCAAGGUCCGCUUCGUCGAGCAGCCCGAAGUAUACAACAGGUUCCUCGAUAUCAUGAAGGAUUUCAAGAGUCAAGCUAUUGAUACUCCUGGUGUGAUCCAGCGCGUUUCGACUCUCUUCAAUGGACACCCUGCUCUGAUUCAGGGUUUUAAUACCUUCCUGCCGCCUGGCUACCGCAUAGAAUGCGGAACAGACGAUAACCCGGAUGCGAUUCGCGUCACCACCCCCUCAGGGACAAAUACCAUCUCCAUGCAAUCAGCUUCGCGGCCUUCGCUAGGGGCGCCUGAAGCAGCUGGUCCCACAGCAGCCUCUGCUCCCCCCUCACGCCCAGAGUAUUACGAUCAACCACGCAGUGCAUGGCAGCAUGGUCAUGUCCAGCAGCAGCAACAGCAGCAGCAGGGCCAUCCGCCAGGCGCUGCAGGCUCAUACUCACCCAAGUCGCAGCACAUGGCUACCGGAAUGUACGGACAACAGCAGCAGUCUCGACAUAAUUCAUCGCAGGACACGCAGUAUGAUUACCAGGCCCAACAUGACCAACAAACUCCCAGUGAUGCAGCGGCAAUGGCUCAUCAACAAGAACAGCGAGGCGUCUCACAGCUGCAGAAUGCGGUCUCUGUAGCCACUGCCGCAGGGCGGCAACCAAUGGUGCAGCUUCCGCCAGGUUCUCAUACACCUGGUCCCUCGCAGCCGAUGAACUCCCUUGCUGGUGGUAUUGGGCCUUCUGGCGUUCUUCCCGGUCAAGUCGAUGCCGCAAAGCGUGGACCCGUCGAGUUUAACCAUGCCAUUAGCUAUGUUAAUAAAAUUAAGAACCGCUUCUCCGACUCACCUGAGAUAUACAAACAAUUCCUCGAAAUAUUACAAACAUAUCAACGCGAAUCCAAACCCAUUCAGGACGUGUAUACUCAGGUCACUCACCUCUUCGGAGCUGCUCCUGAUCUCUUGGAGGACUUCAAACAAUUCCUACCAGAAUCUGCAGCCCAGGCAAAGGCUCAAGCUACCACCUCGAACCGUCAGUCACAAGAAGAGGUUCCCAUACUCAGCAAUGUGCGCGGAGAACCUAGUUAUGGUACUUCAGGACUCCCACAACCUCAAAUGUCGAGAGGUGAUGUCAAAAUGCCGCCCCUAGGACAAUUUAACGUAAAGGAUUCGAACAAGGAGAAUAAGAAGCGGCGUGGCGCACCAGGUGCCGGGGCUGUCGGAGGUGGAAUGCCGGGCAUGCCUCCCGCUGUUGGUGAUAUGAACGGCAACCAGAUGAACAAGAAUGCCUCACAGCAGAUGGGCAUGAACAAGCGAACAAAGCUAAGCCAUAAACCAUCUGCUGCUGACUCCCAGCCUGCUAUUUCACCAACACUCGUUCCAGCAUUGCCUGAACCGAUCCCUCCAAGCUUCUCGCUCACCCCCUCACACGAAGAGUAUGCCUUCUUUGACCGUGUGAAAAAAUUCAUCGGCAACAAACAAACUUUCGGCGAAUUCCUCAAGCUCUGCAACCUUUACUCUGCAGACCUCAUUGACCGCAAUGUCCUCGUUAACCGUGCCGCCGGCUUCAUUGGCGCCAACCAAGAAAUCAUGUCUUGGUUCAAACGCUUCAUGCACAUUGAGCCGAAAGACGAGCUCAUCGAACCCAAGGCCAAGCCUGAUUCGGGAUCUGUCAACCUUUCUCACUGCCGCGCAUUGGGGCCUAGCUAUCGUCUCUUACCCAAGCGUGAACGCCAAAAGGCUUGCAGUGGUCGUGACGAGUUAUGUAAAAGCGUGCUGAACGAUGACUGGGCCUCCCAUCCGACAUGGGCAUCAGAAGACUCCGGCUUCGUUGCACAUCGCAAGAAUCAGUAUGAAGAUGCACUGCACCGUAUUGAAGAAGAUCGCCAUGAUUACGACCACCAUAUCGAAGCUUGUAUUCGUACUAUUCAGCUCCUGGAGCCCUUGGUACAACAGAUCUCGCUUAUGAAUGAUAGCGAGAGGGCAUCAUUUAAGCUACCACCUGGCCUUGGGGGGCAGAGCGAAACCAUUUACCGAAGGGUCAUCAAGAAGAUAUAUGACCGCGAACCCGGUCAGAGGGUAAUCGAGGAAAUGUUUGCUAGGCCAUGCAUCGUAUUACCAAUUGUCCUUGCAAGGCUGAAGCAGAAAUGCGAAGAAUGGAAAGCCACACAGCGUGAAUGGGAUAAGGUAUGGCGUGAGCAGAUGCAGAAGGGCUUUUGGAGAAGUUUGGAUCACCAGGCCAUCAUUAUGAAGGGUAAUGAUAAGAAGCUGUUCUUAACCAAACAUAUCCAGCAUGAGAUACAGACCAAGUUUGAAGAGGGAAGGAAUCGUCGCAGAAGUGGAAUUCAAGUCCCCAACUAUCAGCUUGACUUCGCCUUCGAGGACUCGGAAGUUGUACUUGAUGCUGCUCACCUGCUGCUCUGCUAUCUGGACCACAGUUCUGCUGGCUUCGGCGCCGAUCCACAGCGCGUUAUGGCUUUCAUUAAGGAUUUUAUUCCCGUAUUCUUCGGAAUAGAUCGUGAAGCUUUCAAAAACUAUCUGUCUGAAGUAUAUGACAGCACAUCCGCAAGCGAGGAUGCCGAUGACGAGAGCUCACCGGAUGAGGCGCCAAUCAGACCAAAACGCAUCACAAGUGGAAAGAAAUUUGAGCUUCUUCGUGAAGUUCUCAACAGACAUGCAGAUAGGUCUAAUAGACCGGAACUAGACCUCAGAGCCGGAUCAGCAGCAGCUAGCCGAGCUUCAACUCCUAUAUCGAUGAAUGAUUCAACACCCGCCCCACGUUCAGGUGAUAACUUUGAUAUUGCGGAGUUGCGAUGGAUGGAUCAUCCUACCCGCGGCAACUUCCAUCAGAAACGUGAAUACCCCCUAAACGAGCCCUACAAGAAGAAAAUACACCAUUUCUACUGCAACCUGAACAUUUACUGCUUCCUGUACACCUUUGAGAUUCUUUAUCGUCGUCUUCUGAAUGUGAAGCAGUAUGAAAAGGAGGCUCACGAAGCUGUUCGUCGCGCCAUGGCACCAAAGGCCGCCCUAGAGCUAGGCAUGAUUGAUAAAACGCCAUCUGACCUUCUUUAUGACACUGAUCCAAAAUCCAAUCUGUACCACCAAAUCAUCCGCAUGUGUGAAGAGGCAAUCACGGGCCAAAUGGAGCUAUCGCAUCUUGAAGAAACCCUGCGCCGCUUCUACAUGAAAAAUGGAUGGCAACUCUAUCAACUUGAUAGGAUUUUGGGUGGUAUCGCAAAGUACGCUGGUGGCGUGUUCAACAGCGAUGUCAAGGAUAGGACAUCCGAUGUCAUCAAUCUAUUUUACAAGGAGCGAGAGAAAGAGGAGACAACUCAUAACCAGGAACUCCAGUAUCGCAAACAGGUCGAACGAUUGAUCAAAGAGGGGGAUAUCUAUCGCAUUACCUUUGUUCCCGCUACAAAACAUGUUCUGGUCCAGCUUCUAACCCCAGAUCAGAGCACCCUGGAAAGUGACGGCCUCGGCCAUGAAGCCCGAUGGUCUUACUACGUCUCAGCCUAUACCAUGAGAGAUCCCACCGAAGGAGUGGUGUACUCAGACAUGCGCAUGCCAUUCCUGAAACGUAACCUCCCGCCAAAAAUGGGCUCCGAUGAGGAGUACAAUAACUUCUACAAGCCCCUUGUCCAUCAUGACGGUCUAGUCAUCCGCAUCUGCGCUAACAGCUACAACAUCUUGUAUGAGACUGGCACUCAGGAUUGGUGGUAUCGCCACGAAACAAACAAGGAGUCUCCGGCUAUCGAGGGCAUGAGAGAGUACGCAAGUCUGAAAGAGAAGCGCAGAGACAGAUUCAGAGGAAAAUUUGUGAACAACCCGACUUGGGCUCGUGGGCUAAGCAAAGAUGAGGUUGACCGGUCAAACCAGCAAUUCAGAACCUGGGUUGGCGCUGUGACUGAGGAUAACGCACGAGCUUCUUCUGCUGCUGCGGAUACCGCAGCGGAUUCCAAAUCUGAUGAUAAAGCCACCUCUGCUGGCCGCGAGAAAGAUGCUGAUGCCAGCAAAGUGAAGAAUGAGGCACCGGCAGACGAGGACCAGGAGAUGGGCGACGCCGAUGCUGACCCUGCUAAAGCAGCAUAA
Messenger RNA from Microsporum canis CBS 113480, 4956 nucleotides. RefSeq names its product transcriptional repressor Sin3p. Bases 1 to 4956 code for a protein of 1651 amino acids. Gene Ontology annotation, cellular component: chromatin; Sin3-type complex. The record is from RefSeq and is a predicted model, not a curated record. NCBI's taxonomy places the organism in Eukaryota, Fungi, Ascomycota, Eurotiomycetes, Onygenales, Arthrodermataceae. The transcript has 8 exons. Gene Ontology annotation, biological process: negative regulation of transcription by RNA polymerase II. Gene Ontology annotation, molecular function: transcription corepressor activity.